Messenger RNA from Asparagus officinalis (garden asparagus), 818 nucleotides. Its product is annotated as nucleoside diphosphate kinase 1. Gene Ontology annotation, molecular function: nucleoside diphosphate kinase activity. The transcript has 4 exons. Gene Ontology annotation, biological process: CTP biosynthetic process; UTP biosynthetic process; GTP biosynthetic process. Lineage: Eukaryota; Viridiplantae; Streptophyta; Magnoliopsida; Asparagales; Asparagaceae. The coding region runs from base 102 to 548 and encodes 148 amino acids. The record is from RefSeq and is a predicted model, not a curated record.
CCCUUUAUAUAAAUCGCUCGAUCGCCGCCCCCUCUCAAUCUGCAAUCUAGGGUUUCAGCUACUUACUUCAUUCUCGCCGCACAAAUCGAAAUCAACUGAAAAUGGAGCAGACCUUCAUCAUGAUCAAGCCCGAUGGCGUCCAGAGAGGCCUGGUUGGUGAGAUCAUUAGCCGAUUUGAGAAGAAGGGUUUCUACUUGAAAGCAAUGAAGCUUAUUACUGUGGAGAGAGCUUUUGCUGAGAAGCACUAUGAGGACCUUUCCUCAAAGCCCUUCUUUGCUGGGCUUGUUGAAUACAUCAUCUCCGGCCCAGUGGUUGCUAUGGUUUGGGAGGGAAAGAAUGUUGUUUUGACUGGUCGCAAGAUUAUUGGUGCCACUAAUCCGGCAGAGUCUGCUCCUGGAACCAUCCGUGGUGAUUACGCCAUUAUGGUUGGCAGGAAUAUCAUCCAUGGAAGUGAUGCAGUCGAGAGUGCGAGGAAGGAGAUUGCACUGUGGUUCCCUGAGGGCGUCUCAGAGUGGCAGAGCAGCGCUCACUCCUGGAUCUAUGAGUAAAGCUGCAGUCUUCAGUGCUGCUUAGUUUGAUAUUUAUGGGCUUUAGCAUUUUCAUUAGUCAAGCACUAUAAUUUAUGAGUCUUAAGUUUUGUACGAGUAUUAGAUAUUUGUCUGUGAGACUUGCUGCUGGAGAAGUCUUUAUGUUUGGUUUUGGGGGCUGGCCUACAACAGUAUCUCCCCAGUUAUGUGGUGAUUAAUUAUGUGACUUUGAUGUUUUAUCUCUUUUCUGUUGCUUGCUGUUUCUCAGAUGUGUGGAUUUACCUUUAAUCA